Molecule: messenger RNA, 1791 nt
Organism: Anisakis simplex (herring worm)
Lineage: Eukaryota; Metazoa; Nematoda; Chromadorea; Rhabditida; Anisakidae
Source: the annotation of a GenBank genome assembly
AUGCAUGUAUGGUCUGAAACGCUCUCGGCGAACACCAUAAUAGCUAUUGAUUUUACAUUGUUGGUUCUGUUUGAACACAAAAGAUCAUCGCAAAUAUUCAACUUUCAGAGGUUGCGGACUGAAAAUCGUCUCCUAAGACAAAGGAUCGAUUACUUGGAGCAAGAGAGCUCAGCACUAGCAGAUCGACUCAUAAAAGGCCAAGUAAAUUUGGCGCAAGAAGCUGAAAACUGUAUGAGUAUAUCACAUGAAUUACACCAAUUGCGAGAUAUCAACUCAGAUGCUCAUCGACGGUUGGAAGAGGCUUACGAUACGAUCAGAGAAUUAAGUUGUAAGAGGAAUGAUACUUUCACUGAUACGGGAACACAAGUGGAUGAUACAUCGAUGAUCGAGCACAUUCAUGCUUUACAACAGGAGUUGAUCGAGACGCAUGUUAGGGAGGCUGAUAAUGAAAUAUCGAUUAGAGAUCUCAAGCAACGUGUGCAGGAAUUGGAGCUGUCAAACAAAAGGUUAAAGGAAAGACCACCCGACGAUGGUAUUGCGGGUCUGCAAGAGGAAUUGAUUUCGGUGAAAAUGCGAGAGGCUGAAGCAUCGUUGUCAUUGAGGGAAAUGCGUCAAAGGCUUGCUGAGCUGGAACAACAUUGGAGGGUAAGUGGUGCUUCAUUACUGUUCAGCUAUUUCUUCAUUCAUACGAUUUUGAGUUCAGUCGAUGAAGUACCACACUGUUGCAAGUCAUUUAUAAUUUGCCAAACAUCUUCAAAAUAUGAACAAUCGCGAACGGCCGAAAGUAAUGCGUCGCAAGCAACAUCACCGAGAGUUGGUAGCGAUGGUACAAUAAAUGCACAGUUUAACGACAAUUCCACUUCAAAUACGAACUCAGCUAAUGACCAAUCUCCAUCAUCAACUUCUGCAUCAGCUGGAAUGCAAUGUCAGUCACAAGCACAACAUUCGCCUCCUCUUUCGUCAAGUGCUCCCCAGAGUGCACGUCAGCGUUUAGCUAAACUCACAGCAUCAUUAAUUGGUGUUACAAGCGUUGAUUGUAUGGACGGCGCUUCUGAAUCUGUCAGGGAACUAGAGGAUCAGUUGAUGGGGGUUAGAAUUCGUGAAGCCGAUACUGUUGCCGAACUAAAGGAAAUGCGUCAGAAAGUUAUGGAACUUGAGACUCAGAAUCACGUUUGCACAAAUCAGUUAAAAAGGCAAGAUGAAGAACUGAAGCGUUUGCGUGAACAAAGGGAUGACAGCUUACAGAAGGUAAAGGAAACGAAUGAUCAAAUUCGUGAUGAACGAAGAAAAGCGAUUGAAAUGGAGAGUAAACUAAAGGAGGAAUCUGUUAUGCAACGUCUAAAAUACAGUGAAGCAAUGCAACAUAUUGCUGACCUCAAACAAGCAGUUGCACAACUCGAGCUCAAGAAAGCCGAAAAGUGGACUCACGCACAACUACGAGGCAGUUCGGUUUGCGACUUAGAUGACGACUCGGUAUAUCGAUUUCUGAUUUUCUCGGAUUUCGAUGCAACUGAAAUUGUUAUGCUGCAGCUGGGCGGUGUGCUGGGUUCACGACAGUCGGUGACGAGUGGUGAUGCGGCAUCGUUUGAAAGCGAGGACUUGUCGGCACUUAUCGCCGAUAUGACCGUUAGAAUACCCGAAUUUAGUGAUGACUUCUUGUUGCCGUCGGUUCAAGAGGACGGUUCGGCGACCGAAACCGAAGAGAAAUGUUUGCUGAAGAAACAGAAGUUGAAUGAAGAAGACGGUAAUGAUACAACUGAUAGUGGAUUGCAAAUGAGUGAUGCGUCGUAG